UAAAUGUCAAAUAAUCGCGUAAAUUUUGCUUGUAAGACUUGUAUUAAAAUAAACCAACAAUAAAAUGUAACAAAAGUAUCCAAUUCAUUUUAGAAAUAAAUACCAGAUAAAAUAUGCAAUUUUUAGAAUUUAAUAUUACGCUAAUAUUUACGGAAUAUCAUCAAUCAACAAUCAAGAAAUCAAAAACUUCAACUACCAGCAAAAGUACCAUUACCAAUACCAGCAAAUUGAUGGUUCUUUUUUGGCCAAUUAACUGACAUAAACAAACAGACAAACAACAUAUAGCAACAUAUUCUCUUCACAUAUACAUAAUAGCAAUAGCAGCCGUCAGCACUAAGUUUACAUACGACCAAUAGGAUUAAAUUUUAUUUAAAUAGUACCGAUGGAUAGUAAUCAACUGAAAAAUCAAAUAGAACAGGUUGCCAAUUUAUCGAUAAACAGUGAUGAUGGCAAUGACAAAAACAGAACUGGUAAAAUUAUUGCAUGUACAUAUUGUUCGUUCACAUUUCGGACGCGAGCCGACUUACGGUUACAUUGCCAGACAGAGGCGCAUCAGACGAUUAUCAUGUCCGAUGAAGGACGUGACUGGAAGUGCCGAGCACCGCCCAGGGGAUACAGCGCUGACACAUAUACCUUAUGUGAAAAUUUCAUGGACAGUGGAUGCUGUCAUUAUGGAAAUCAAUGUGUGGAGGCACAUGGCAAUGAAGAAUUGCAUGAGUGGCAAGAGCGUUUCGAAUAUCGUAAAAUGCGAAUGCAACGGGCUUGUGAAAAAGAACUAUUUGGCAAGAGUUUUACGGAACAAUUGUUGGAGAAAUGGAUGUCGGCAUCGACUCCAGAUAGGAUAAUGAAAGAAAAAAUUGACGGCGUUGAAGAGACUGUUUCAAAUGACCUAGUAACAACGGUAUCAUCGAAGGUGUCAAAACGUGAAUGGACAUUUGUUCUAAAAACAAAACGAAUGUUAAAAGCAGUCGCACUCCUGCAAGAUGCACAUCGUAAUCAUUUUAUGUUGAAACAAGUAUUUCCGGCCGAACCUCGACCAGCGAAACGUGGACAAUCUUACGGAAAUAAAGUAGUUGAAGCAGAACUUUUAAGUGAUCAGGAAUGGGUGGCGCCGAAUAUAGAUGACAGAUAUUCGGAAACACCGAAUGACCGAAGUCCAGUUUUAGAGCAUAGAGUUAAAGUAGUUUUUUCAACGGAUAUUUAUGGAACGUUUCGUCAAUCGGCUGUAUUUGAUUUUGGCACCGAACCAGUUUUAGUGAAGCAUUUUUGUGUUGAUGUGAUACCAAUAACCGAUGCCGAUAAAAUUCAAGAAAUUAAAAAAGAUUUAGUUGUGUCGGCAUCACAACGAUGGGACGAUUCAAAUACAACAAUUAUACCGUACACAAUACCCGCGAAUUCACAUCAACCGCUUAAUGUUGCCGUAUUACUAGAUGAAGAACGUGAAAAAGAGCUACUGCAAAGGUAUCCGUGUCCAAGAGCAUCAACAUUCACACUGACACAGUCCACAAUUACUGAGAAAAAAUUAACUAAAAAUAACUAUCGAUCGCGAAUGCAUGAAUUGCUUUAUGUCGAAGAGAUCGCACGUUAUGAUCAAGUUGCACGAUAUAAUCUAACGACAAAUAUACAAGUGACGACCACAUAUUUACUCUCACCGAGUGGUAUGGCGACAAGUACCGCCAAAUAUGCCCAUUCGGGCGAACUAUUUGCUUUGCUUACGUUGGGAAAAGACGUAUCCGAAGAUACAUCGGCUGGCCGUUUAAUUUUAAAUAAUUGCACAAGUGUUUAUAUCUCAGACGCUGGAGUUGUUCUGAAUGAUAAUGAAAAACGAAAAGUCUAUGAAGCAUUGAUUGAAGAUAAAUCAAAAUCAAUGAUUUAUUUGAAAUUGUCGGCAGAAUGUGUUAGCGAUUUGAAUUUAACCGCAAAUACCGACUUUUUUGCAGACAUUCAAUUUCAAUUAAAUCGUUUGACCUAUUGUGAAUGGCAUCAUGCCAUUGAUAAAAUUGUUGACUAUCGCAUGAUAUUUCCGGAAACAUUUUUGGAACCAAGCAUACCCUGGACACCGAAGAAACAAUGGUCCGAAAAUUUAGAUCCAAAAUUAAAUUCAAAACAAAAAGAAGCUGUGCUAGCUAUAACUGCCAUUUCAAAUAUCGGAUUGCCGCCGAUACUGUUGAUUGGCCCAUUUGGCACCGGGAAAACAUUUACAUUGGCCAGUUCAAUAAAUCAACUACUUCUCCAGCCCGAUACGCGAAUUUUAAUUUGUACGCAUUCAAAUUCAGCGGCCGAUUUAUACAUUAAAGACUAUCUACAUCCGUGGGUGGAGGAAGGAAAUACAUCUGCAACACCGUUACGAGUUUAUUAUCAUAAACGUUGGGUUGCCACAGUAAACAGUACUGUAUUGAAGUAUUGUCUAGUUGAUCUCAAUGGUUCGGGAAGGGUGUUUCGUCGACCAACAAAGGAAGAUAUAUUAAAGUAUCGAAUCGUUGUAGUGACAUUAAAUAUUUCAAUGGAAUUGGCAGCAUUAGAUUUGCCAAAAGGCUAUUUUACACAUAUUUUACUGGACGAAGCCGCACAAGCCAUGGAAUGUGAAGCAAUCAUGCCAUUGGCAUUGGCUGAUGUCAAUACGCGCAUCGUAUUAGCAGGUGAUCACAUGCAAAUGAGCCCGGAACUAUUUUCGAAUUUCGCAAAAGAGCGUCGUCUUCAUGUUUCAUUGCUGGAGCGACUUUAUUCUCACUAUCCCUGUGAUUUCCCCUGUAAAAUUUUAUUAUGUGAAAACUAUCGAGCGCAUGAGGCAAUUAUAAAAUUCACAUCUGAAUUGUUUUAUGAUCAAAAACUAAUUGCGUCUGGAAAGCAACCGAGACAUGAGAAAUUCUUUCCGCUGACAUUUUUCACAACACGAGGUGAAGAUGUACAGGAUAAGAAUUCGACCGCAUUCUAUAACAAUUCAGAAGUAUACGAAGUCGUUGAAAGAGUUCAGGAUCUACGAAAACAAUGGCCACCAUCGUGGGGAAAAAUUUCCGAUCAAUCAAUUGGAAUAAUGACACCGUACGCUGAUCAAGUAUUUCGAAUUCGUUCCGAAUUACGUAAACGGAAAAUGGGUGGCAUAUCGGUUGAACGUGUUUUGAACGUUCAAGGCAAACAAUUUCGGGCAAUUUUUCUAUCGACUGUGAGAACACGUCGAACACUGCCCAAUUCAGGCAAUUUAAAUUCAAGCAGUCAAACUGAAGACAUGGACUAUGGAUUUUUAAGUAAUUCAAAAUUAUUGAAUACAGCCAUUACACGGGCACAAAGUUUGGUCGCUGUUGUUGGUGAUCCGGUUGCCCUUUGUUCGGUUGGACGUUGUAGAAAAGUAUGGGAACGAUUCAUUGAAAUUUGUAACCAAAAUAAAAGUCUGUUUGGAAUAACAUGGUCAUUGUUGCGAUCUCAAUUGGAUGGCGUUGAAUUGAAGAAAACAUUUGUUUUGAAUCCACUGGCACCAGAAUUUAUUCCACGAGCACUGCAAGCUGAAACCUAUUUACGUGAACAACAAAUGCACGCACAACAGCAACAAAUCUACCCACCACAUGUUUUACCUCACAGCAUGUCACAUAUAGGCUAUUCCACACAGACCAUGAUGAAUCCACAGUCUCGAAUGGAAGCCGACUCGUCGAUGCAACACAAUUUCAAACAUCGAUUUGGUGCUAUGCAAACACAGCCUUCGGUGCCACCUAAAGUGACUAACAAACAUCCAUCAUUCUUUUAUCAAAAUCAACACCAUCAAAUGAUACGGAAUCAAGCGAUUCCACAGCCUGGUCUCAGUUAUACAGCUAAUAAUCAAUCGAACUUUUGGACGCAUCCAUUUAAUACUAACCAAAAUAUGUGGCCGAAACCAAAUCAUGCGAUUCGUGGAGAAAAUACAAAUUUUUCACGUGCUUCGCAGCAACCGCCGCAGCAACAACCGCAGCCGCCUCCGCCACCGCAACCAACUCCACAACAGCAACAACAAUUGAAUUUGAAUAUGCCGAUAAUUCCAAGGCAACAGGCCACAAGUGGAUCACAACAUUUGCACCACAAUUCAAUUCCGUAUAUGCAAAACAAUAAGCAACAAUCUCCUGGUUUGUAUGGCGCAAAUGUUCCAAAUCACUUACGAAAUAUAAACUCAAUGACAAAUCCGUCGCAAUUGGCCACACAAAACACUCAACCACACGGCCAACCACAAGAAGUGAGUGUGUCUCCACUGACUAGUGAUAUUAUGGCAUCUAUAACUCAACGUGCUAACCAAUUACAUCAACAAAAUUUAUAUAAAACAAAUCCCGUGCAACCAAUUCAUCCACAACAACAGAUCCCCGCAAAUCCCAACAAAUUUCCCUUUUUCAUGGACAACAAAAAUCACCACACAAUGGAUCCGCAGCAAAUAUUGCAACACUUUCAGCCCAUGUCAAAUAUGAAUCAACAUCAUUUGGCUACCCCAAAAUCACAGCACGUUACACUAUUGAAUCAGAAUCAGCAAAAAAUGCUUCCUAUACAUCAACAGCAGCCCCAGACACCAAACAUUCCAGACUUUUCAAAUCUAUUGCCACCCAAUAUGAGUUUCUACGAUAUGGCCGCCGAAUCAAAGGAUAAUCAAUUUAAAUGGUUUGUAAAGCUAAGUGAAACACAAGGACUGGAAGCGGCAAACAAAUAUGCUGAAAUAUUGAGUCAAAUACCGCCACCCAUAGACGCAGUUAUGUCUAAGCCACCAAUGGCAUUGAAUACACCAUCAAUUCAAAAUAUAGAUCUCAUUUUUGAGAAUCUUGUUAGUCCAACGCCAAAUUUGGGAAAUUUGCUUGGAAAAAAGGAGCAUAUAGCGAAUGAUACAACAUCAUUUUUGGGCGGUAGCAUGUCAUCGAUUUCAAAUCGAAACGGUGGCGAACAUUCGACAAUCCCAAGCCUAAACGAGCUGAUAACUGCGCGUCAAAGUGAUCUGGGAUUACAGGCGAAAAAUUCGUUGCAUCAACAGCAACCACAACAGCCACCACCACCACCGCCACAACAGCAACAACAACAACAACAACAGCAACAGCAGCAACAACAACAGCAACAACAGCAACAAUCUAUUCCAUUGUACCAACGCCAGGCAGGUAGCAGUUUCAACGUGCAGUCCAACAGCAUCCCAAUGCCAAUGAUGACACAUGCAAAUGAAAUUAACGAGCAUAGCCUUUUCGAAAAUUUAUUUAACCACAAUGGAAGCCUUAAUCAGAGUCACAUUUCAAAUGAUUUACAUGGAAAUGCGCAACACUUCCAAGGCCUACCACCAAUUCAAAAUUUUGUGGCUCCCGUAAAAACGCUAUCGAAUUCAGUAAACAUGACGCAAAAUAUGCAUACAAAUUCGAAUCAAAAUGUCAUUACAUUGAAUCAUCUAUCACAUUCGCAAAAUGCGAAUGAUCAAUGCAAACGCAAUGAUGAUGUGCACACCAUUCGACCGGCCAAUUCAACAACAACUUAUGCUAGCGUUUUAACGCAAGGUGCAUCAAAUCCACAAUUAAAUCAAAAUCAUUCACACAACAAGCAACCGCAACAACAACAACAGCAACAACAGAAAAAUGAAGAAAAAGAUCCGUUCGCCGCAAUUCGUGAACUUGGUCAGCGCUCUAAUGGUUUAUAUAAUUAUUUUCAGUAAAAAAAAAACAAAUGAAAUCUUUUUCACCGUAACCUUUAUUAAUCACACUAUUAAAAUAUUUAAAGAAAAUAUUGUAUUACAACAAUAUUCAUAAUGUUUAGUUGAAGAUUAAAAAAAAAACACAAAAAACCCAAAAAAAAUGUAAAACAAAAUCGAAAAAAUGAAAAAAAGUUAUCAAACAAAACUUAAAAAUGUAUAUUUUAGCUUAAGAUAAGAACACACAUAGACCUAGUUGUAGAAACUCAAACAAAAAAAAUGAAAAAAAAAAAA
Molecule: messenger RNA, 5905 nt
Organism: Contarinia nasturtii (swede midge)
Lineage: Eukaryota; Metazoa; Arthropoda; Insecta; Diptera; Cecidomyiidae
Gene: Helz
Product: probable helicase with zinc finger domain
Exons: 11
Coding region: 383-5635 (1750 amino acids)
Biological process (GO): regulatory ncRNA-mediated post-transcriptional gene silencing
Cellular component (GO): P granule; cytosol
Molecular function (GO): metal ion binding; helicase activity
Source: RefSeq, a predicted model, not a curated record